AAACGCUUCACACUUCUAAAGCUAUCAUCAACUUGAAAGAAAAAUAAAAAAAAGAUUACUAAUUUGGGGAGGAGACAGUGAGUGAGACACACAUGGUGUGAAAAGAAAUUCAUUAGCAUUGUUACAAAGAAUGAGAGAGAGGGCUUGACUUGACUGGUGUACUAUAUUUUUUGUGUUGUGUGUGUGAACUGUGAAGUGGAAGGGGGACAACACCGUAUCUGGAAAAAUCGUGAAAAUUCUAUUUAGUUUUCUGAUGUGCUUAAAUUAAGCAAAGAAAAAAAGCAAAGCAACCACACGUAUAGUAAUAAAGGGUAUAAAGAAACAAACAAGUACAUAGUGAGAGAGAGAGAGAGAGAGAGAGAGAGAGGGCACACACACAGAUCAAGUCCAAACAAACCAAACUGGUUCCAAUUGUUCAUUGUACAGCCACCUUCUUCUCUUUCCUGUACAGACAGAUAAUGAAUGAAUCGGACAGAGAGAAAAGAAAUUGUUGGUGAUGGGUCUUGGUUUGAAGAUGAAGAGCCUGAGGCACCAUCCCAUGGCCUUGAAGAUACAUGAGCAAGCGGGGAGCAAAAGAAAGUACACUUUCAUUCAGGCACAUAGGGCCUGGCUUCCCAAGUUUUUGAUGCUGUGGAUCCUUCUCAUGGCUCUAAUUGGCUGUUUCAUCUUUAGUAAAAUGGAUGCUGACACUAAAGUCAGAAGGAAAGAGGUGCUGGGUAGCCUCUGCGAUCAAAGGGCUAGAAUGCUGCAAGAUCAAUUUAGUGUUAGUGUCAACCAUGUCCAUGCCCUUGCCAUCCUUGUUUCAACCUUCCAUUACUACAGAACCCCUUCUGCCAUUGACCAGGAAACCUUUGCAGAGUAUACAGCCAGGACAGCAUUUGAACGGCCAUUACUCAGUGGGGUAGCCUAUGCACAAAGAGUAGUUAACUCAGAGAGGGAAACAUUUGAGAAGCAACAUGGUUGGGUUAUAAAGACAAUGGAAAGAGAGCCUUCACUGGUUAGAGAUGAGUAUGCACCGGUGAUAUUUGUGCAAGAAACUCUCUCUUACCUCGAAUCUAUUGAUAUGAUGUCCGGGGAGGAGGACCGAGAAAAUAUUUUGAGGGCUAGGGCCACUGGGAAAGCUGUUCUCACUAGUCCUUUUAGGCUGUUGGGGUCUCAUCAUCUUGGUGUGGUUUUAACAUUUCCUGUUUAUAAAUCUAAGCUCCCUCCAAAGCCAACAAUGGAAGAGCGAAUUAAAGCAACUGCAGGAUAUGUUGGAGGAUCCUUUGACGUUGAGUCCCUCGUGGAGAAUUUACUUGGUCAACUUGCUGGUCACCAAGCAAUUUUGGUGAACGUAUAUGAUAUCACAAACUCUACUGACCACUUAAUCAUGUAUGGCAACCAAAACGAAGAAGGUGAUAUGUCUCUUGUCCAUGAAAGUAAGCUUGAUUUUGGAGAUUCAUACAGGAAACAUACAAUGAUAUGUAGGUAUCACCAGAAGGCACCAACAAAUUGGAUAGCACUUACCACAGCAUUCUUAUUCUUUGUAAUUCUUUUAUUAGUGGGUUAUAUUUUAUAUGGUGCUGGAAAUCACAUUGUCAAAGUAGAGGAUGAUUUUCAUCAAAUGGAGGAAUUAAAAGUGCGAGCAGAAGCAGCUCAUGUUGCCAAGUCACAGUUUCUAGCUACUGUCUCUCAUGAAAUUAGAACACCCAUGAAUGGCAUUUUAGGAAUGCUUGGUCUGCUUCUAAAGACAGAAUUGAGUUCAACUCAACGUGAUUAUGCCCAGACUGCUCAAGCAUGUGGGAAGGCUUUGAUAGCAUUAAUAAAUGAGGUACUUGACCGGGCUAAAAUUGAAGCUGGCAAGUUAGAGCUGGAAGCUGUUCCAUUUGACAUUCGUUCCAUACUUGAUGAUGUCCUUUCUCUUUUUUCUGAAAAGUCUCGGAACAAAGGUUUAGAGCUGGCGGUGUUUGUUUCUGAUAAAGUUCCAGAUAUUGUUAUGGGAGAUCCUGGGAGAUUCAGACAAAUAGUAACAAAUCUUGUUGGCAACUCUGUUAAAUUCACUGAGCGAGGACAUGUAUUUGUGAAAGUCCAUCUAUCUGAAAAUAGAAUGUCCACGAUGAAUGGAAAAAUUGAGAAAUUUCUAAACGGAGGAUUGGACGAACCUGUGCAUAUGUCUGGUGGUUAUAAUUCCAAAACUUUAAGUGGAUAUGAAGCAGCUGAUGAGCGGAACAGCUGGGACAAUUUUAAGCAUCUAAUUGCCGAUGAAGAAUUUUUCUAUGAUGCUUCUGUUAAAAGGGUGGCAAGCGAAUCUUAUGAGCAAGUCACCUUGAUGGUCAGUGUGGAGGACACUGGAAUUGGAAUUCCUUUCUCAGCCCAAGAUAGGAUUUUCAUGCCUUUCGUGCAGGCAGACAGCUCAACCUCUCGACAUUAUGGUGGUACUGGCAUUGGCUUGAGUAUCAGUAAGUGCCUGGUCGAACUAAUGGGUGGUGAGAUAAGUUUCAUAAGCCAACCGCAGGUUGGGAGCACAUUUUCAUUUACUGCAGAUUUUGGAACAAUUAAGAAAAAUGCAAUAACUGACAUGAAGAAACAUAAUUUGGAAGAUCUGCCUUCCAAUUUUAGAGGGCUUAAAGCCAUAGUGGUUGAUGGAAAACCUGUUAGAGCAGCAGUGACUAGAUACCAUCUGAAGAGACUAGGGAUACAGGCUAAAGUUGCAAAUAGCUUCAAUAAGGCUGUUUCUUUAUGUGGGAAAAAUGGUUGUUUGACCUCGGGAUUAUUUCAGCCCGAUAUUAUUUUUGUCGAGAAAGAUUCAUGGGUUUGUGUAGAGGAUGGGAUCUUCAAUGUGUGGCAACUGGACUGGAAACAGAAUCGGCAUAUAUUUAAGAUACCUCAGAUGAUACUUCUUGCGACCAACAUCGGUAAUGAUGAAUUUGAUAAAGCUAAAGCUGCAGGUUUCAGCGAUACUGUGAUCAUGAAGCCCCUAAGAGCUAGCAUGGUGGCUGCUUGUCUUCAGCAAGUUCUGGGAACGGGGAAGAAGAGGCAACACGGGAAAGACAUGAAUCCUAAUGGUUCCACUUUUGUAAGAAGCCUUCUUUGCGGGAAAAAAAUCUUAGUGGUUGAUGACAAUGUGGUAAACCGGAGGGUAGCUGCAGGUGCAUUAAAAAAUUUUGGAGCUGAUGUGACGUGUGCAGAAAGUGGCAAAACUGCUCUUGAAAUGCUGCAGUUGCCUCACAAUUUUGAUGCUUGCUUCAUGGAUAUUCAAAUGCCAGAAAUGGACGGGUUUGAAGCAACUAGGCAAAUUCGGAUGAUGGAGACAAAGGCAAAUGAGCAGCAGAUGAAUGGUGAAUGUGGUGAAGGAAAUGGAUGGAAAGACAAGAAGUACCAUAUACCUAUAUUGGCCAUGACAGCUGAUGUGAUUCACGCAACAUACGAUGAGUGCGUGAAAUGUGGGAUGGACGGAUAUGUCUCAAAGCCUUUUGAGGAAGAGAAUCUGUAUCAAGCAGUUGCAAAGUUUUUCAACCCCAAGCCUACCUCAAUACAACAAAAUGCCAGAACUGGAAAAGCAACUUAAUGUUAAUUGCAAAGUUUUUCACUCUCUCACUACUGCCAUUUUUCCUAGUUGGCUGCUAAAUGGUAAUUUCAAUGUGCUUUUUUCAAUCAGUUGGUUUUCAAGAUAUCUGAGGAUAUGCAUGCAAUGCAACUUGAUACACACACCACGCAUAUGCAGUGAUCAUUUCUAACCACCAGCUGAACAUCAUGAGUAAAAAAAAUAUGUAUACCACUACCCCAACUUGUGUACAGUACAGAUUC
Molecule: messenger RNA, 3786 nt
Organism: Glycine soja
Lineage: Eukaryota; Viridiplantae; Streptophyta; Magnoliopsida; Fabales; Fabaceae
Product: histidine kinase 4-like
Exons: 12
Coding region: 497-3547 (1016 amino acids)
Biological process (GO): phosphorylation; phosphorelay signal transduction system
Molecular function (GO): phosphorelay sensor kinase activity
Source: RefSeq, a predicted model, not a curated record